CAAUUUUACAAACUUCAAAUGAGAAUCAUACAAUACAACACAAUGACUCUUCAUCGGCUUUAGAAAGUAAAGAUUCAUAUUUUCAACAAAUUCAAGAUUCUACUAACAAUAUCGAAUUCUUACAUAAAGAUACUCAUCAUUUAAUAGAAGAUAUUGAAUCAACAUACAAAAAAAUACAUGAUGAUAUUCUUAAUUUACAAAAAGAAAUAGAAUAUUUAGAAAGUUUUUAUUUAAAACAGGAGUUUAGAGAGGACUGUAUUGUUAAUAGUAGUGUCCAUUGUAUUGAUGGGGUCCAUGCAGAUGCUUCUUAUCAAGAUCUUUGUCAGUUUUCAAAUUAG
Messenger RNA from Racocetra persica, 338 nucleotides. The record is from the annotation of a GenBank genome assembly. NCBI's taxonomy places the organism in Eukaryota, Fungi, Glomeromycota, Glomeromycetes, Diversisporales, Gigasporaceae.